Molecule: messenger RNA, 654 nt
Organism: Raphanus sativus (radish)
Lineage: Eukaryota; Viridiplantae; Streptophyta; Magnoliopsida; Brassicales; Brassicaceae
Exons: 1
Coding region: 1-654 (217 amino acids)
Source: RefSeq, a predicted model, not a curated record
AUGAGAAGAGUCAAGUUCUUAUUAUUCUUUGAGUUCACAUCAUUAUCGUUUAAGAACAAUAAUUGGUAUCAGAGCCAAAGGUUCAUGGGAGAUCUAGUCGUAGCAGGUUCACAGUCGAAGGAAUGGGGAUCUUGGAUCAAGUCCCCUAUACUCACUGCAACAAAUUAUACAGUAUGGGCUAUGAGGAUGAAGAUUCUAUUUAAGGUACAUGAGGUCUGGGACAUUAUAGAGAUAGAGGCGGUUGACCAGAAGAAAAUUAAUAUGGCAAUGGCAUUAUUAUUCCAGUCCAUACCGGAGGUACUAAUACUUCAAGUAGGAGAACUAGAUACGGCUAAAAAAGUUUGGGAGGCGAUCAAGACGCGUCACCUCGGUGCGGAGAGAGUAAAAGAAGCAAGGUUACAAACGCUCAUGUCCGAAUUUGAUAGACUUACAAUGAAAGACACUGAGACAAUAGAUGACUUUGCGGGGAAGCUAGCUGAGAUAUCAUCCAAGUCUGCGGCUCUAGGGGAAGAGAUAGAAGAAUCUCGUCUUUGCAAGAAAUUUCUUAAGAGUUUACCUCGAAAGAAAUACAUUCAAAUAGUGGCAACCCUAGAACAAGUCUUGGAUCUUAAGACUACUGGUUUUGAAGACAUCAUUGGUCGUUUGAAGGCUUAG